Messenger RNA from Leptomonas pyrrhocoris, 1914 nucleotides. Its product is annotated as putative ATPase. The coding region runs from base 289 to 1914 and encodes 541 amino acids. The record is from RefSeq and is a predicted model, not a curated record. Lineage: Eukaryota; Euglenozoa; Kinetoplastea; Trypanosomatida; Trypanosomatidae. Gene Ontology annotation, cellular component: mitochondrion; cytoplasm. Gene Ontology annotation, molecular function: ATP binding; ATP hydrolysis activity. The transcript has a single exon.
GAUGCGAACUCGCCCCACGCCUUGCACGACCACGAGGCAGAGGAGACAAGCAUCGCUGCCCGGGGCCAUCCAGCUCUCCCUUUUCAUAUUUUGCUCUGCUCUCCUGCUUUUCAACCUUUUGUGUGCGCACAACCCGAUUGCGACUAUACACAUUUUAACACCCCCUUUCAACUCUGCUCGUCUCACCCCCCCCCCCCUUCGCCACGUCCGCUCAGCGGCUUGUCUUGCUCCGUCUUGCUCUUUUUUUAAAUUAUUAAUAUCCUUCGCCUCCACAGACGGCGACACUGCAUGCGGUGCAGUCGCCGCUGGUCGAACAUGUGGUCCAGUCACCUAUCCACGAAGCGCACCGUGGUCGAGGCGUACGAGCACCUGGCACACAAAGGCGUCAUCGAGCACGACGAUCGACAAAGAAGAAUGGCUGAGUCGUGCACCCCGCUGCUGCGCUUCAUUGAGCAGAGCCACGCCGAAGAGGAUGCAGGCAAGGUCACCGCGUUUACGCGGCCGUGGGUGGCGGCGGAGAGAAAGACGGGGCAAGGGUGGCUCCAGUCGAUUAGCGCCGUUCCAUCGACCGUGUGGGAGGUGCUGAUGAAGCGUGCCGGCCAACUCUUUCCGGACUCCGUCACGCGCACGCUGGGCUUUCUCGAAGCAGAAAACCUCGGCGUCGUGGAGAAGCGCGGCCUGUACCUGUGCGGCGACGUGGGCAUUGGCAAGACAAUGAUACUGGACCUCUUUGGCCUCUGCGCCACCCCCUACCCCAAGCGCCGCUCCCACCUGCACUCUUUCAUGAGUGAACUGGAGCAUCGUCUCUUUUGCGCAGAGGCGGAGCUGACGGCGCGGCGCCGCAGAGUGCAACUGCCGGCGGAGCGAAAGGCACUUCGUGCGCUUCGCCCGAUGGAUGUCGUGGUGCAAGAGGUGCUGCAGGAGACGCCGAUUUUGUGCUUUGAUGAGUUCCAGACCUUCGACGUGGCCCACGCCGCCCUGCUUGCCGCCUUCUUCACCAACGCCUUUCGGCAGGGUCUGUUCCUGCUCACCACCAGCAAUCGCCGACCGGAGGAGCUCUGCCACGUCUCCUCUUCCUUCAGCGCGUUCCUUCCCGUGCUGCAUCAGUACUGCAAUGUCGUCGAUUGCGGCGACAUUCGCGAUUAUCGACUGAAAGACGCGAACGAGUGUCAUCAUCACCAGGUCUUCUUGCACCCCAACUCGCGAGCGAAUAUGGAGCGACUGGUGCGGCGCAUCGAACACGGAUAUCGAACGACGAACCAUCAUGAUCGUCUUGACAGCAAUAGUGCAGUGGAGUGGAUUAAGGAGGACAUGCUGUGGCACCACGGCCGCGGCGUGAUCGUUCCUGUUCGUUGCGGCGGGUGUGCGAUGUUCGACUUCACCGACAUCUGCGGUGCUCGCGAAGGCUUUUCGUCCGCUGAUAUGCAGCUGAUCGCGUCGCAGUUUCACACCGUUGUUGUGACGAACGUGCCGCACAUCGGCAGAGGCAACUACAACGCAUCGCACCAGUUCAUCGUGCUGGUCGACGAGCUGUAUCAGAACAACGUGAAACUGCUUUUUACAUCGGUGGUGCCGUGGAAUCACUUAUUGGACCCCACGUACGCAGCGCGGGACGCACGGGCUAUCGGCGAUGGCGCCGACGGCAACACGUUGGGCGGCGGGAAGAGCAACAUCCGUAGCAGUGGCAGCGACGGCGAGUACUACAGUGAGGGCGAAGACGAUCGCAGCGGGUACAUGGCGCACUACAACUUCCAUAAUGAGGAAGAAGUUGUGAGUUUUGCUCGUAUUCGCAGUCGACUGAAUGAGAUGGGCUCCGCCUCCUAUUUGCUGCGCGACCACCGCCAGUUUGUCGUCUCCGAUUUUGACUUUUCGGCGUUUGUAGACCCCGAUAUCCAACGCAAGGUCUGUUCGUGA